UGGCGGGACCCCUCCCCUCCCCCCCCCACCCCCAUUUUGGGGACCCCCCCGAGCCGGACGGGACCAGGAGCUGCCAUGGCUGAGCAGGAGGCCCCCAGGGCCGGCAGGAAGGGCGCGGGGGCCAGCGAGGCGAGCACGCUGCUGCACGAGCUCAGGGGCAGCAUCUCCAAAUCCGUGCAGAGCAAAGUGGAUUCCAUCCUGCAGGACGUGCAGAAGUUCUCGGACAGUGACAAACUGUACCUGUACCUGCAGCUGCCCGCGGGACCCGGCCUGGGGGACAAGAGCGGGGGCUCUCUGGAGCUGAGCUCCCUGGCCCCAGCCGAGCACAUGCACGCCUGCAGCUGGAUCCGCAACCACCUGGAGGAGCACACCGACACCUGCCUGCCCAAGCAGGACGUGUACGACGCCUACAAGCGUUACUGUGACAACCUCGCCUGCCGCCCUCUCAGCACCGCGAAUUUCGGCAAAAUCAUCCGCGAGAUCUUCCCCAACAUCAAAGCGCGGCGCCUGGGGGGCAGAGGCCAGUCCAAGUACUGCUACGGGGGCAUCCGCAGGAAAACCCUGGUGAGCCUCCCCCCCCUGCCCAGCCUGGACCUGAAAGCGGCUGAGAACCAAUCAGAGCUGGCUGAACUGUCCCAGUCCCACAGCAGGGAGGUGAUGGAGGCCGCCUGUGCCCUGACCUGUGACUGGGCUGAGAAGAUCCUCAAGCGCUCCUUCAACAGCAUCGUGGAGGUGGCGCAGUUCCUGCUGCAGCAGCACAUCAUCAGCUGCAGGGGAGCCCAUGCAGAUCUGCUCAUGGCCAUGGUGCUCUCAGGUCACUGCCGAGGAGCCCACGCUGACCUGCUCAUGGCCAUGGUGCUCUCAGGUCAGUGGGGACAGGGACACUACCAUGGGGACACUGACACUGACAGUGACAACACCAUGGACAUCAUCAGCUGCAGGGGAGCCCACGCCGACCUGCUCAUGGCCAUGGUGCUCUCAGUGACACUGUCAUGGCACAUCAUCAGCUGCAGGGGAGCCCAUGCAGAUCUGCUCAUGGCCAUGGUGCUCUCAGAGAACACGGACAAGCCCCCCCAGGACCCCCGGCCCGCCCCCCCCAGGAAGGUCCCGGACCCUCCGGACAGCGCCCAGGACCAGGCCAAGAAGGACGCUGUCCCCAAAGCCACCACGAAGAAGAAACCCCCUCAGGACCCGCCCAGGGCCACCAGCACCCCGCAGGUGACCGCCUUGGUGGCCCGGCUGCCACUUUUGUUACCCCGGAUCCCCCCCCAGGAGCGACCCCCGCCCCCCCCCGGGGCCACCCCGCUGCUUGUCCCCAAACUGGCGGCGGUGCCACCUCUGGGGGGUGGCACUGUGAAGGUGGCGCUGCCGCUCCCGGUGGGGACAGCGUUGUCACCCGCGGGGGGUGGCGGCGGGGGGACAGCGGGGUUGUUGAGUCCCCCCGGUGCCAUCCCCGUGCUCAACGUGCUGCUGCCGGGGGGGGUGGGUGUCCCCGCGGCUGAGACCCCUGGUGGCACUGCCAGGCAGGGAGGGGACAGCGAGGGACAGCGGGGCAAGGCCACCAAGCGUCCCCAAGAAGGGGGAGGAGGGGACAGAGGGGACGGGGCCACCGCGCUGAAAAGGAGGAGGGGGAGGCCUCGAAAAAGGGGAGGGGACACGGCGGGGUCAGCCGAG
Catharus ustulatus (Swainson's thrush) is the source of this 1674-nucleotide messenger RNA. RefSeq names its product regulatory factor X5 (gene RFX5). The transcript is spliced from 12 exons. Gene Ontology annotation, biological process: regulation of transcription by RNA polymerase II. The annotation marks the transcript as partial. Gene Ontology annotation, molecular function: RNA polymerase II cis-regulatory region sequence-specific DNA binding; DNA-binding transcription factor activity, RNA polymerase II-specific. NCBI's taxonomy places the organism in Eukaryota, Metazoa, Chordata, Aves, Passeriformes, Turdidae. The record is from RefSeq and is a predicted model, not a curated record.